UUAAUUUUUAUGGGUUUAUGAAUUUGAUUCUGAAUAAUGAAUUGAAAAUUAUCAACUAAUUUCACAUUGCAAAACAUUGUUCAAAAAUUUUUUUAUACCUACCCCAUAAUAGCCGAAAAAAAAUUUGUGAAAUGAAAAUGCAACUUUGAGAAUCAGACUUACGAGGAUUACAGACAGCUCAAAUUUUGGAGAUGUUCAUUUUUCAAUGUACUUUUUUAAGAGCGCAUACUUAGUUUUGAUUUCGUUUUUUUGAUCUAUCAACUAUUAUCUGAUUUGACCGAUUUCUAAGAACAUACAAAAUAAUUGGAAAGCUAAGCAGUGAGAUGCCGAUUAUACGAAGUGGUACUCGAUGCUUCCGUUCUGGUCAGAUUCGAGACAAAAAUCGUCAGAGACGAAUGCGUGUGUCGCGAGCCGAUGAAUCAGCCCUCAAACAAUCGUAAACUAGUGAAUUUAUGGAGCAUAAGAGAGCAGGAGCCGAUACCGAUGCUUGUUUGCACUACAUCAGUUUUGGCUGUUCAACAUCUCCGCAAACAACUGGGCACGUAUUGUCAUCGCAAAGAGUGAAAAUCUUGCUCGAGUCAUGUCGCGCCUCUGCUGCUACUCUUUAUUUUGCAUUCCACCGACAAAUCGCUCGAACGUCGACGACAGUUCAACAACUUCUUCGCAGGCAAGUAGUAAUGUCAGUAGCGGUGCUGGCAGCGGCACAUGGUUGUGUUUGGGCUCGGCUUCGUUAGCCCUUUUGUCGCUUUGUGUCGUCAUCGUAGCCGUGUCAACCGACAAAUGGCUUUUAACCGAAGAAAAACUGGCUCGUUUACCCUGGACUAAUCAGCAGCAGCAACAGCAGCAAAACCAACGUAAAAACGGCAACAACAGCGAGAACAUCAAGCUCACCUACAGCGGACUUUGGACAGUUUGCGUUGCUUAUGCAGCAGAAACGUACCAGGAGUUCGAGUGCUCGAGUAUCGAUUACUUCCCAAAGGAGGAAUACAGCCCAGAUCCGAGCGAUUCGACCAUGGCAAUACCCUACGCAGUUACCAAGUCAGCUGUCUUCUUUCUUGUUGCUACCGCACUGCUGAUAGCCGCUGAGUUUUGCUACCUCUUUGGACUACUACUGCGACCGAGGACAAGCCUUUAUAUAUUCACUGCCGCAGUUAUUAUGAUUGUUUCAGGGCUACUUAUGCUUGUUGGUAUGGUUAUGUACAUUUCGAUAUUCAAAGCUGAAGUGGGCAGUAAAUUACGUCCUCGCUCCUCUUUUCAAGGUCCUCCUUUCGUCUACCGUUACGGCUACUCGUUUCUGCUAUAUGUAAGCGGCUUCAUAACUACAGAACUGGCCGGCAUUACUGCCAUCUUUCUGCAUAUCUCCUGGCAGCAACUCGAACUCGACCGAGAAUUUUCAAAGCGCAAAUGCCUCAACCAUGAUUCAUACCCGUUAAACUACAAUUACUCGGGACAUAGUCACAAUCAUCAUCACAUGUUAAUGCCCCCGCUACAAACCCAUCGCUACUACAGCUCGAUGCUCGGUUAUCAUCUCUGCGAUCACCACCAAAAGCGAUACUUAUACGAGAGGCCAAUAUUUACUGAGUCCACGGACUUGUAUCAACACCAGCAUCAGCAGCAAAUGAAUCAUCAUCACCACCAUCAUUAUCACGCUCACAAUCAUCACAAUCAUCACAAUCAUCAACAUCAGAACAUGGCGCACUUGGAGUGCUGCGAAGAGUUGAUGUCGAGGUCGCACAGCGUCACCUCCUGCAAUCGUUAUCACACAGGAAUGCCUCAUGAUCUUACAACGGAAACGGUGAGCACGAUAGCUGACGUUCUUCAAGACGACUGCCGAGCGAGUACACCGCAACACGAAUGUGUGAGCUUUGACCUGGGCGAUAAUUUACCUCCGCUACCUGAGACUGUAAGGAGCAGUGCUUGGAAAUCCAAUUCCUUUAAGAGAACUACGCCUGUUUGAUACACCGUAAGGUACGCUAAAUUGCUUCAGAUCGGGCCAAACACCAACUACGAUGACGACGACAACGACAGGACCAGUAGCUACUCUUUGUCAUCCACCGAAGAAACUGCCAAACCAAACGAUUCGAAUGAUAAGACUCUGUUGCUGGACAAUCAAUAAAUCAUUAUUUUAAA
Trichogramma pretiosum is the source of this 2130-nucleotide messenger RNA. RefSeq lists its product as uncharacterized. Gene Ontology annotation, biological process: positive regulation of synaptic transmission, glutamatergic; neurotransmitter receptor transport, postsynaptic endosome to lysosome; neurotransmitter receptor internalization. Gene Ontology annotation, cellular component: postsynaptic density membrane; AMPA glutamate receptor complex. The transcript has 9 exons. The coding region runs from base 581 to 1957 and encodes 458 amino acids. Gene Ontology annotation, molecular function: voltage-gated calcium channel activity; channel regulator activity. The record is from RefSeq and is a predicted model, not a curated record. NCBI's taxonomy places the organism in Eukaryota, Metazoa, Arthropoda, Insecta, Hymenoptera, Trichogrammatidae.